Ixodes scapularis (black-legged tick) is the source of this 6173-nucleotide messenger RNA. It is a transcript of the gene chico, whose product is annotated as insulin receptor substrate 1. Gene Ontology annotation, cellular component: cytosol; plasma membrane. Gene Ontology annotation, molecular function: insulin receptor binding; phosphatidylinositol 3-kinase binding. The record is from RefSeq and is a predicted model, not a curated record. Gene Ontology annotation, biological process: insulin receptor signaling pathway. The transcript is spliced from 15 exons. NCBI's taxonomy places the organism in Eukaryota, Metazoa, Arthropoda, Arachnida, Ixodida, Ixodidae. Bases 337 to 3669 code for a protein of 1110 amino acids.
AAAAAUAAGAGCACAAGCAGCGCCGCUACGCGUCCGCUAGCGGAAGUAAAUCGUAAACAGACGUGGAGGCGAUCGUGGUUGAGCGGCGGCCCUGCUACCGUGAUUUCCUUCGACAUCGAAACAAACUGCCAGAAUCGGCGCAAGGUUGCGUUGAUCUGGCUGGCCGACGAGGCAACGUCCAAGAACACCGCUGGACCCGCGCUGGCAGCGAGACACGGGCGGGGAGGCAACAUCUGAACUUACCAUGCAAAAGCCUGGAGGUGACAGGACCCCCAAAGCACUUCUACGACACUAGUUCUUCACCUUAGUCUUGCAAUUGGGUAUGGGACCAGACUGAUGCCAGUCAUGUCUGCGAAGGCCAAAGACGUGCCCCCUCGUGGGAACGGGCUGGUGUCGCUCGCGGAGCAGGCGACCGACAUCCACAAGACUGGCUAUCUCAGGAAACUCAAGACGAUGAAGAAGAAGUUCUUUGUGAUUCGACGAGAGUCCGAGGCCGGCCCGGCACGCCUGGAGUGCUACGACAGCGAGAAGAAGUGGAAGGCCGGGGCGCUGCCCAAGCGGACGGUGGUGUUGCGGCUGUGCUUCAACAUCAACCGGCGGGCAGACGCCAAGCACCGGCACGUGGUGACCCUGCACACGCGUGACGACUCGUACGCGCUGGUGGCCGAGUCGGAGGAGGACCUUGAGGCUUGGCUCACGGAGAUGCUCCGGCUCCAGCACGGGUCGCACGAGCUGGACGGGGACACCAGGCCCAAGCCCCUCUUCGAACACGUGUGGCAGGUGAACGUGAAGCCGAAGGGCCUGGGCAGCAGCCGCAACAUCACUGGCCCCCACCGGCUAUGCCUCACCGCCAAGGCCCUCACCCUGGUGAAGAUGCACACCGACGACGAGGACCCAGAGACUCUCGAGUUCCCUCUGAUGAGCAUCCGGCGGUGUGGCCACUCUGAUUGCUUCUUCUUCAUGGAGCUUGGCCGUUCUUCAGUGACCGGCUCAGGGGAGCUGUGGAUGCAUUCGGAGGACACUGUGAUUGCUCAAAACAUGCACGAGACCAUCCUAGGGGCCAUGAAGGCGUCACGGAACAGGGAGGAGCUGGGGCCCCUGUCCAGGCCACGAAGUUCGUCGACAAGCGAGAACAGCAAACCAAUCACGCACAAGCGGCCCGCCCACGGGGCCACGGCCGUCCCUCUGCCUUCUUCCAGCCGAGAUCGGUCUGACUCCAUGCCGACCUCGCGCAGCCGCAACAGCAGUGAAUGCCACACGGACUUCAGCGGGGCAUCCCGCCUACCCGCGGACUCGUCUGCGACCAGGCCCCAGAAUUCUUACGACCGGAUGCCCUCUCGCAACAACUCCCUCACGAUUGGCUCUUUCGAAAGUGCAAGCAGCACUCUUUCCAUGGAUGAGGCCGACGGCCCGACCGAAUUCUUUAGUAGAUACAGCCACUCACUGCCUGUGGACAUCAUGGCUGGACCCAAGGAACCAACCAUCAAAGAGGAAGCAGCUGUGGACGACUACCUGAUGAUGGCCUCACCAGUUUCCGGAAGCGAGUCUUCCUUCGUUCACCGUCCCACCACGCUGGGCAGUCACGCGAUGGACGCUCUCCAUCCAACGAUGAAGACGUCGGAGUCCAACGAUUACCUCAAGAUGUCCAUGUCUCCCUCCUCGUCCAUUCCUGAAGGGAACGCGGACGGCUACAUUCCGAUGAGCCCCGUGGGGUCUCUGAGCCUGAGCAGCUCGCUGGAGCGUCCGUCAGCCGACCCGGGGUACCUUCCCAUGGAGCCUCAAAGUCAGGGAGGCGGGGCCAAGCAGGGGGGUGGGGCCACGUUGGGGACCUCCCCCACCGUGGUGCACGCCAUACCCUCAUCCUCUGCUGCCGCGAUCGGACUCACCGUCGUUUCCGGGGCGUACAUGGAUAUGGCUCCCUUGUCGUCCUCGCUACCGAAGUCUGUUGGGGAUAGCUGCACAGACUUCAGCGGCAGUUGGUGCUCUGCCCACAGUUUACAGGACGUGCCAAAUUCAGCUUCACCGCUGUCUACCAGCCUAGAGGGCUUCCACCUGGACAAGGUCAAGUCCUACUUCUCUCCGUCCGAGGACGACUCGGAGGCAUACAUCAAACCUGUGCGUGCAUACUCUAUUGGGAGCAGACAGCAGGUCAGCAGCAAGAAGAACCACUUCUCAACCCACCUGGACCAGUCACGAGUGCGAGCGUACUCGGUAGGCAGUCAGGUGGCUCCGGCCGCCCUCCGGCGUCGCCGCCAAAAGGAGCAUACGGACGUGGAACUGGGCAUGCUGCGCCACAUGGACGCGCAGAUGGCCAAGAAGUCGUCGAGCGUGCCGGCACUGCCGGACGGGGCAACGCCACGUCAGUCACGGACUUCGGACUACAAUGAGGACCUGAUGGAGAUCAACUACGAUCGGAGCAGCUCCGGCAGCAACUCUGACGUCACGGCCGUGCCGCCACCCCCGAAGAAGGAGUCAACAGCAGUCGCGACAGAAAUUGCCCGGAAAUUGAGCGUUGCCGGCAGCCCGGCAGCAGUGAAGCCGUCCAAUUCCUCGGACAAGUACUACAUGUUGAUGUGCGGACCCGAGCUCGCGGAGUUCAACUCCGGUCGGGGCGGCGGUCCGGACGCCGUGACUGCGACGACACCUCCAAGGAAGGAGUCGGUCGCCGCGGAAGGUGCGCGAAAGCCAAGCACCGCCGGUAGUCCGGGGGCGACAAAGGUCGGCAAUCCGCCGGACAACGACUACGUGCUGAUGAGCGGGGCAGAGGGCGGGGAGAGCGGCCCGAGCUCGCUGAACAAGAACUACCUGUCGCACUCAUUUUCUCGCCGCGACGCGUCUGUCUUCUCGAACGGAGGGCAGCGCAAGUCCGUCGUCGAACCCGAUGCGGGGAAGGAGAACUGUCCGAAGGGGCGUGCGAGCUAUGCCGGGCUGAGCGCGGCGAGGCGAGACUCGGCGCCGUCCGUGCACGUGCUGAAGGAAGAGAACAACACGGCCGCGAGCCUCUCUCCCGGUCGAUUGUCCGACGGAGCAGGAGGCGGCAAAGUAAACUUCGACUAUGUCCCGAUCGAAAUCUCUGGCGGGAAGGGUGCAUCCUUUGUGAGGCCCUCGUCCAACGGCGCCAUUCCCAAGAGCAAGGCUAUGCCGGCGCGACCAGAGUCGCCGGAAGCGCAGCAGUUGGGAGAGUAUGUCAACCUAGACCUGAGCAAGACGUGGAAGUGGACGCAGGCGGUCAAGCCCACCGUCGCGGCAAGCAUGGACCCCAUUGGCGUAGCCUCCGGCGCAAACGGCAGUUGGGGCGGCUAUUCGACGUCCAGGGUGCACCCCACCCCGGUGUCCGGCGACGCCGGUGUGGCGUACGCGGUGACGUUGGACCCGUCCGAGCCACAGCCGCCGCCUGAAGCCAACUAUGAGAACAUCUCCCUUAGAAGCGGGGCCGCCGUCGUAGAAGCGCCGGCAGAGAGGGUCCUGAACUAUGCGUCGCUCGACCUGGCUCCGCCGAGUGGGGAGGAGGGGGCGGCGGGAGCGGUGCAGCGGUCUCCGCGGGCUGCGGCGGCGGUCGCGGAGAGUGCCGCGGAGGAAGGCGCCGGCUUCUCGUACGCGGAGAUCGACUUCACGAAGUCGGAGGGCCUGCGCAACGUGUCGGGAGCACUUAGGGAGGGGCGCCUGUAACCGCGCUUUGUGGUCUCGUCUUGCUGCCCCCGCUAGUCAAGUGUGAAGGUUUAGUUGUUCCAUUUUUUUUUGUCUUUUUCUUUUUCUGCCUUUUUGUUUUGUCUGUGGUGACGACGACAAUGGCGGCGGCGACAGAAACUUGGUAGGACAAGGUUGAAGGAAAUGAAAAGGAUCUGAACUCUGGUGUGUGAAGACGUGGCGGCGGGAUCAUUCCGGGUGGGAAAACAAGUCAUAUCACAAGGCAGGCGGGCGUACACUUGCUCACGUGGACAUUUACUAUUGCUGCCGUGCACUGUUCAUAUGGCGGGCUUUCUUAGGUUGGUUUAUUUUCUUUACCUAGGAGUUUAAUUUAAUGCAGAGAAUGUGCUUUUGUUUCCCAGUUGUGUUUGGUCCCAGCAUCUGCUUGGAGGCAGUCCAACUGCCUCCGUGUUUUUUUUUUUUUUGUUUUUUUAUGCAGAGACACGGUGUGCUAGAAGCCAUUUUUGUGUUCUGUGGUAGUGACUAAAGUGCUUUUCCGGUGUGUAUGUAUGUAUAUGUAUAUAUGCCCAUGUCUGGUCCAGGAGUGAAUUUCAUCGUGUGGGUUAAGUGUAUAUAUACAUAGAUACAUACAUGUGUUCUACUCAGUUUGUGAGUAUAAUCCUGUAAAUGAUAUGUGGGAUCGGUGGAAGCUCUGAGGGCUUUGUGGUGUAGAUAGUAAUGGGCGAGCAGCUUUUGUGCUGUCAUUUUGUUGAAUGCUGGCAGUUUUGUCCUGCUGCAUUCUUUUGUUGUCUUUUUACAGGCGUUUCUGUUGUCUUCCAGUAUUUUGUGGUUUACUGAGGCUGUAGCAAUACAUGGCCACCCUAUAUAAUUUUUCAGGCCUUAUUUGCACUCUUGCUGUCAUAUUCACUGCAUGUGGGUGCAUCUGGAAGUAAGUGUCAGAAAUCUAUAGGUAAAAGUUGUUUUCAUAGGUGCUUUUGUCAUAUCAAGGGUCACAAUAGUGGAUGUCAAAAGAAAAACUGGUACUUUUAAAGCCCUUCAAAGUUUUUUUUUUUUUUUUUUUGCAUGUACUUUAUACAGAGGAGACAUUCUCUAGUGGGCCAGAGUGAUGGGAACUUGUUUGGGGUGUGCUGUUGUGAAGGCUGUUGCACCAUGACAUUGUUUGCUGUGGAAUGUGAAAUGUUUCUGGUGCUUACCUCGGGAGAAAGAGGAGUGCUGAGGUGUGUUUUUGGAAAAGAGAGUACUCACUUUUCAUAACUGAACACCACAUAGUGGCGUUCAGUUAUGCCACGUGGUGCCCGUCGGAGCAACUCUGUUGGAAUUAUUGAAGCCGAGGUGGAAACUACUGUACCUGCAGAAUCAUGUACGCUUAUGUUUGGCGGUUGACAGCAGCAUUGGCUUCCACUGUUCUCGGUCUUUAUAUUCAUACUCCAUCUUGCAAGUUAUGUGCGGUGCUAUCAAAGGCACAGGUUCAGGAAUGUAGCUACGUAAAAUGCUUAGUAAGCAUAAACACUGUCUCCUCAAAAAAUGAAAAAAUAAGUUUUGCACAUAGCUUUUAUGUUGUGCAAAGUAGUUCUCACAAGAUUUGGUUGUCCAAGAAAGAAUCAAUGUGUUGGGCAUUUGAAACAUGCAAGUCUUGAUAAGGUAACAUAACAUAUAUUGAAUCUAAAAUUCACAUACAUAUGUCGAUUCUUCACAUAACGGGGGGUAUUAGUAAUGCCCCGCACGGAAACUGGAUUUUUACCACGGUUCUUGAGGUUAAAACAAGUAUAAAAAGAGCAGUUUCUUCAGCAACCUUCUUGCACAUGUGCCCCCUACAAUGCUGCAUACAACUUUCAAGAUUGAAGAUAGGGUAGCAUUCACUGGCCCCCUUCAGAGCCUCUUUAACAGGGUUGCUGGACGAGCUAAGCAAAGAGUGUAUGGCAAAUAGAUUUUGGCAUCGAGUUGUGUUUGAUAUGCUGUCCUACCGUACAAUGUUUUGCAAGAUAACAAAUUUCUCGAAUGGAAGUUUUGAGGAUGUACAUAUUCCGACGUACCUCCUUUGGAGGAUUCUGUGUUGAACUGAGCCACGAGUGAAGUUCGAAAGGGUGCAGAGAUUAGGUGGGAGCCAAAGUCAGGCUGGCCUUGUUUUUGUCAUGUGCAGGUGUUCAAAUUUAGAAACAAAUGUUACCGCAAAGACUACGGAUAGUCACCAAAGGUGUCUCUGGACACGUCUUGUUCAUUUUGUGUGCAGAGUUUCUUUUGAAACUGACGAAAAGCAUCUCAUGGAGCACGUUUCGGAACUGGUCGUUGAAAUGGCAGCGAAGUCUCGAGCAGUUGCCUCCCCGAGGAGAAAAGUGGUUGGGAUGCCUUGUAACAUUACGGAUUGCUCCUCUGCCUUUUCCGGUGAUGCUCCCUGCUGCAGAGUUAGUCAUUAGGAGAUACAUUUUUGUCGCUUGUGCUGCUUCUCCCAGGAGGCUGCUUCAAAGCAGUCCCCACAAUUGUGCUGUCGCUCGUGAAGGUAUCUAAAAUAAAAUGAAAUUUAAUCA